Salvia splendens (bonfire salvia) is the source of this 1388-nucleotide messenger RNA. Its product is annotated as transcription factor HHO2-like. Bases 156 to 1091 code for a protein of 311 amino acids. Gene Ontology annotation, biological process: regulation of DNA-templated transcription. The record is from RefSeq and is a predicted model, not a curated record. The transcript is spliced from 5 exons. Gene Ontology annotation, molecular function: DNA-binding transcription factor activity; DNA binding. NCBI's taxonomy places the organism in Eukaryota, Viridiplantae, Streptophyta, Magnoliopsida, Lamiales, Lamiaceae.
AAACUCGGCGUUGUUUAACAGAAUCUUCAUCUUUCAACCCUUCAUUUCUAUACUCUCUCAAAUUACUUCUCCUUCAGUCACACUGAUUAGGAAAUACUACUACUAUUUACUAAAUCCACUGGAAAAAGGAGAAAUCUGUAAGAUCUGGUGGGGAAAUGGUAUCGCUAAUCCAUCCGGAGCUCGGUCUGGAAUCCCGAUUUUCAACCAAAUCGUGGCUUCCGAAACCAAUCGGCAGGUUUCUGGCCGACGUUUCGCAGAAUCGCUGCAUAUCGGAUAAGAUUUUGCAGCUAGAUGGUUUUGUUAAUCAGCUGCUAGACGAGAUGAAGAAGAUCGACGCCUUCAAAUGCGAGCUACCUCUUUGCAUGCUUAUCAUCACCGACGCAAUUAUGAUAGUUCAGGAGGAGCUAUCACUGUGUAAGAAUUUAAAAUCUGAGCCGGUAUUGGAAGAGUUCAUUCCUAUUAAAACUGAUGAUAAUGAUAAAGCUAAGGAUAGGAAAGAUAAGGAAAUUAGCAGCAGAGAUAAAAAGAGCUGGAUGAGUUGUGUGCAGUUAUGGAACUCCGAUGAUCAAAAUGCUGCUGAUUACAAAACAAAGGAUGCUUUAUCUGAGAGUGAGAAGAAGAAGAAGAAGAAAAAAGUAAUGAAGGACAUGGAUGAGUUGCCUCCUGUUCCCAGGCUCUCUCUUUGUACGCCUGGAAUCAAGAAUUCAAUCAAUCCUAUUGGCAGAUCAAGCUCACCUCCUGCCAACUCAAAUCUUCAACCAAGCUUCAAGGAGACUGCUAGGAAGCAAAGGAGAUGCUGGUCGCCUGAUCUGCAUAGACAGUUUGUCAAUGCCCUGCAGCAUCUUGGAGGCCCGCAAGCUGCUACUCCCAAGCAGAUCAGAGAACAUAUGCAAGUAGAUGGCCUAACCAAUGACGAAGUGAAGAGUCAUUUACAGAAGUAUCGGCUGCACAUGAGAAAAAUCGCCAACAAGUCCCCCUUGUGGGCGUCCCAAGAACAAUUUGGCGAGCAUAGCAACGGCUCCCCUGAAGGCCCUCUUCAUUUAUCGAGGUGCCCGGAAAGUGACACCCUGGACGAUGAAGAUGGUGAAUGAUCAGCAGACUACUCUUAUUCAUAUGGGUGCAAUAGUGUAUAAAUGUCCAUGAGUUUUGCAGAUACUGAGAUAUAGUACAUGGGAGGGCUUUGAUCAUAAAAAAUAAACUAAAAUACACAAAAUACGAAUCGAAUAUCAUGAGGCAGAGUUGUAUCAAAUUUUUACAGCAUUAGGUUACCCCAUCGGCUUUUUCUGAAUAGAGAAUUUUUAAUUAUUUGUUCUUUCAUUAUAUCUCAAGAAUGUAACGAGGACAAUCCAGUUCAAUUUCAAAUUUUCAAUCAACCGUUUGAAAAGGCA